Ictalurus furcatus (blue catfish) is the source of this 4548-nucleotide messenger RNA. It is a transcript of the gene slc12a9, whose product is annotated as solute carrier family 12 member 9. Gene Ontology annotation, molecular function: potassium:chloride symporter activity. The transcript is spliced from 14 exons. The coding region runs from base 1819 to 4548 and encodes 909 amino acids. NCBI's taxonomy places the organism in Eukaryota, Metazoa, Chordata, Actinopteri, Siluriformes, Ictaluridae. Gene Ontology annotation, cellular component: membrane. Gene Ontology annotation, biological process: potassium ion homeostasis; cell volume homeostasis; chloride transmembrane transport. The record is from RefSeq and is a predicted model, not a curated record.
AUCACAAAACACGUUACAGCAGAAGGAAGAAGGGGGGGGAGGUCAAGUUUUUACCUCAGCUCUUAGUAUGGUGUGAUGCAAAAUGUCCAGACAUAAUUUUAAACAUUUAAGGACAAAUCACCCACGUGCAAUGUGCAUAUUUCUGCAUAAUUAAUGCGACCUCCAAUAGAAUCAAAUAUAUAUUUUGUAAUGAAAUUGAGUUUUUUUUUUUAGUUUAAACAAUGACAUGUUGGUCUAUUUCCACUUGGUUUAACGAUUUCCUAUAUUACACCAUGACGCUGUUCCACUACCUGACGACAGUGGCGCGGUGGGAUUUAGCCCUCGCUUCAUCUCUGCUUAAACAGCAUGAUGCAGCAGCGCUUUAGUCCUUUAAAUCUCUUCAUCUGUACACUCUACUAAAACAGAUCAGUUUCCAAAGCUUCAGCUUUGUGCUGAAACAGUCGACGGCAUCGCACUCGACCGUCGUCUCGUAGAUUGCUAACUAGCCGAGCCGUCUGCUUUGUAUAGCUGCACUGCAUCCUGGCACGCUGAGAGCAACACUUGCGCUACUUCUAUGAUAGAUUUAAAAAAAAAAAAAGUUUCCCAUUAAUAUAAACGUGGCUGGAAAAUGGUGAGGGAGAGGAGAAGUUCUUGUUCUUUGUAACCGUGCUAGCCGCGUCCCCCUGUGACCACACAACUGUUAACUGGAAUAAUAAAAAUAAUACAUUGACAACCAACAGAUUAGUGCAGGAUUACUAUUUCAUCCAUCCAUCUAUUUUCUAUACCGCUACAUAUCCUACACGGGGGAACCUGGAGGCUAUCCUAGGGAACUCGGGGCACAAGGCGGGGAACUGGGGGAUCACGCAGGACACAGUCGCACACACCCACUCACACACUACAGACCAUUCGGAAACGCUGAUCAGACUGCAACGCUUGUCUUUGGACUGGUGGAGGAAACCGGAGUACCCGGAGGAAACCCCUGGAGCACGGAGAGAUCACGCAAGCUCCGCACACACAGAGCGCAGGCGUGAUUCGAAUCCCCCUCCCUGGAGGCAAAUGACUAACACUAAACCACACGUAUUUCAUCCUAAACAUAUUCCAUGUGUUUCAGGGUGGAGUUUUAACUUUAAUACCUAACCUAAUGUUUUCAUAUAAACCAGUCUCAUAUGGAUAAUACAUAUGAGUCACUGAGGUAACUAAUUCUAAAGGGAGCACAUUUUUGCUUGUUUAUCUAACAUCUUGAACUGGGCCUUGGUGUUUUUGUGUGUGUGCGUUGUUUUUUUUUUGUUUGUUUUUUUUUUUUUUGUUUUUAAUGAACCUCUUUCCCCUUUUUUUGCAGUGUCACAUGCAUGGUCAUGUGAUCAUUCCAAACCUGGACGACGUCCCAAACCGCACACUGAACAACGCUAGUGCACGAUGCUAAUGAUAAAUACGGAUACUCAGAGCAGUAAUAUGCACACGACUAUCGGUCGCAUGAGAAAAGCGUGCUAAUUAAGCACGUGAGGCCGCGGUCAAGACGAAGCCAUGGUUACCGUCAAAGUAGUCACGUGGUGUAGGUGGCGUCAUUUUAUUAUUUUUUUUUCUGUUUUCCCCCACUCCCCAUACUAUUUAGCAUAGUAGCUAGCGGAUUGGGACGCACACAAACUGCAGACAGGAAGAGCGGAUACUGUUAAUAAAACUGCUAGCUGUAGACAGGAUAAAUACAACAAACAAAGUUUUUCCCCCCGUUAGUCGGUGAAACGAGUGAAAGCGCGGUGAAGCUCUCUUCAUAUUGAGUUCCUGUCUUCGGGUCUGCAGCUUCUUUGUGCUCCUUGUUUUUGAAGAAGAGUUGUACAGGUCAUGGCGGGAGAACGGAGUCAUCUCCUGCCACAUGGAGCAUACAGCGUGUUGGGGGAGAGUACAGACUCCAGGAAGGGGUCCACGUCCGGGGACGACGCUUCCAAAGCCAAUCCCCGCAAACUCAACACCUUCUUUGGGGUGAUGGUGCCCACCAUCCUGUCCAUGUUCAGUAUCGUCCUCUUCCUGCGCACAGGUUUUGUCAUUGGUCAUGCUGGUCUUCUCCAAGGACUUCUCAUGUUGGCUGUCGCAUAUUUCAUCAUCUCCUUGACCGUCCUGUCUAUCUGUGCCAUCUCUACUAAUGGGGCAGUGCAGGGGGGCGGAGCUUACUACAUGAUCAGUCGUUCUCUGGGUCCGGAGUUUGGAGGCAGCAUCGGCCUCAUGUUCUACCUGGCGAAGGUGUGCGCGUGCGGCGUGUACGUGCUCGGGCUGGUGGAGGCCAUACUGAACGUUUUUGGACAGGAUCCAGUGGCCGGGGUGCCGGAGGGCGUGCGUGUCCUGCCUCAAGGUUACUGGUUCUCGGUGCUCUACUCCUCUGUGCUGCUGCUGCUCUGUUUGGUCAUUUGUCUGGUCGGCGCUCACAUCUACGCCAAAGCCUCCUUCCUCAUCCUGGUGGUGGUGACGUUGGCCGUGCUGUCCAUCCUCAUCAGCCCGCUAGUUAUCGGGUCGCGAAACUUCAGCUUCACGCACACGCUCGGGCGGAACAACACGGUCACGUACAACGCCAGCUACACAGGCUUCAACAGAAGCACACUCGUCAGCAACUUGUUUUCGGGCUACUCUUUAGACUACAGUACAAACAGGGUGAUGUCAUUUUCCACGGUCUUUGCUGUGAUGUUCACCAGCUGCACUGGCAUCAUGGCAGGAGCCAAUAUGUCGGGUGAGCUGAAGAACCCCAGUGUAGCCAUUCCAAAAGGCACCAUCAUGGCUUUGCUGUACACCUUCACCGUCUACCUACUCCUCUUCUUCCUGGUCAGCUCCACCUGUGACAGGGUGUUGCUGAUUAAUGACUUUGCCGUAUUCCAGCAAAUAAACGUGUGGCCUCCGUUUGUAAUCAUCGGCGUGUACUGUGCCUCACUAUCUGCAGCCAUGUGCUCACUCAUUGGAGCGUCACGCAUCCUACAUGCCCUUGCAAUUGACCGGCUCUUCGGUUUGCCCCUGGCCCCUGCUGCCAUCACUUCUCGCUCGGGAAACCCUUGGGUCUCUGUACUGUACACCUGGGCACUGGUGCAGUGCACAGUGUUUGCAGGUCAGCUGAAUGUGAUCGCAGGUUUGGUGACCGUCUUCUAUCUGCUGUCCUAUGCUGCAGUAGAUCUGGCCUGUCUGGCUUUGGAGUGGGCGUCUGCUCCCAAUUUCAGGCCUACGUUUCAGUGCUUCUCUUGGCACACGUGCCUGUUGGGCCUGGUCAGCUGUCUGGUGAUGAUGUUUGUGAUCAAUCCAGUGUACUCAUCAGCCAGUAUCGUGGUGUUACUGCUGCUGCUGCUCUUCCUGCACUAUCGAUCACCCACAAGCAGCUGGGGCUACAUCAGUCAGGCGCUCAUCUUCCAUCAGGUGCGGAAGUAUUUGCUGAUGCUGGACUCGAGGAAGGACCACGUGAAGUUCUGGAGGCCACAGGUGCUGCUGAUGGUGGCCAACCCUCGCUCUUCCAGCCAGCUCAUCUGCUUCGUCAACCAGCUAAAAAAAGGAGGCCUGUUUGUGCUGGGCCAUGUGCAGAUCGGAGACCUGGAUGUCAUGCCAACAGACCCUGUGCAGCAGCAGUAUAAUUUCUGGUUGAGUCUGGUGGAUAAGCUGGGUGUUAAAGCAUUUGUAGAUCUGACCCUUUCUCCUUCAGUCAGGCAGGGCACCCAGCACCUACUGCGCAUCACUGGAUUGGGAGGAAUGAAGCCAAACACACUAGUUCUGGGGUUCUACGACAACUGUUACCCAGAGGACUAUUUCCUUCAGGAUCCUACAUUCUGUAGGGGUGCAGUGGAUGGUGCCGGUUUUAUCGGAGAUGAGGGGGACAAUUUUGGCGUGGACCUCCCGUCCCUACAGGCCCACUUCCCACCUGUGCGUCAUGCAGAGAGCCCCCGCUGGCUUCAGCCAGAUGAGUACGUUGGCAUCAUCUCUGAUGCCAUCAAAAUGGGCAAGAACGUGUGCCUGGGCCGCUACUUCUUCCAGUUGCCACCUGAAAGCAAAGGAAAAGGCGCUACGUCGACCAAACACGGAGGUCCCGCUGCUGAGACGAUUGACGUGUGGCCAUCUAACCUGCUAAGUGCUGGUGCAAAUCAAAGCUACGCUGAUGUUUGCAGCCUCUUCCUGCUGCAGAUGGCUUGCGUUUUAAACAUGGCUGCCAUGUGGCGCCGUGCACGUCUGCGCAUCUUCCUCUGUGUGGAGUCGGAAUCUGGAGACCAGGGCUGGCUGGCCAAAGAGGAGCGCUUCAGGGAGCUGCUAGGGAAGCUGAGGAUCCGCGCCACUAUUAAGAUCGUGUCGUGGGAUCCUGUGGUGCAGCUGAUGCGAGGAAACGACAGGAUUGUGCCCCCUGUUGUGACGGAGGAGUUCCUGUGCGCGGUCAACAGGCUCCUGAAAGAACACAGCACUUCCGCCGCAGUGCGCUUCCUCUAUUUGCCCCGCCCGCCCACCGAUUCCAGGCAAUCGCAGCAGUACCUUGCACAGUUGGAUACCCUCACUCAAGGACUUGGUCCCACUCUUCUGAUUCAUGGUCUGACCCCUGUUACAUGUACUGAGCUUUGA